Messenger RNA from Rhopilema esculentum, 1626 nucleotides. RefSeq names its product aspartate dehydrogenase domain-containing protein. Gene Ontology annotation, molecular function: NADP binding; L-aspartate dehydrogenase [NAD(P)+] activity. Gene Ontology annotation, biological process: NAD+ biosynthetic process. Lineage: Eukaryota; Metazoa; Cnidaria; Scyphozoa; Rhizostomeae; Rhizostomatidae. The record is from RefSeq and is a predicted model, not a curated record.
UCUUUAGUUAUUUUCAGCCUCUCUUGUGUAAUUUUGCUUUUGGCGCGAAGCAAAAGAGAGGCAAAAUGGCCUAGGCUUUUGUCAUCAGGCCGGCCGUCAGAGCCUACCCGUGUUUGUAGGUAGUUGAGGGGAAACGGGUCUUCUGAGAAUGGCUGGAAAACGACGCAGAAUCGGAAUUGUUGGGUAUGGAAGUUUAGGUCAAUAUUUGGCAAAGGAAGUUCUCAGCCAUCCAGAUAUGGAUCUAGCAUUUGUUUGGAACAGAACAGUUGACAAGAUGGAGAAAGGCAUCCCAUCUGAGGCUAUAAUAGAUGACUUGGACAAAAUAGCAAGCAGAUCACCUGAUCUUAUCAUAGAGGUUGCACACCCUUCAAUAACUGAAAGCCACGGGGAGAAAUUCCUGGAAGUAGCAGAUUACAUGAUCGGUUCCCCAACAGCAUUAGCAAAAAGGGACUUAGAGAAAAAGCUACGAGACAAGGCAGGAAGUGGUCCGAAUGGACUGUAUGUACCAACAGGUGCAUUUUGGGGUGGUGAAGAUAUAAAGAAAAUGGCAGACAGAGGGACCUUGAAGGGUCUGAAAAUUACUAUGAAGAAACACCCACACUCGUUUAAGCUAGUGGGAGAUCUCGUGGAAAAGAAUGACAAUGUCAAAGAUGACCCUGUAACACUUUAUGACGGGUCUGUUCGGGAGUUGUGUCCUUUGGCGCCGAAUAAUGUGAACACAAUGGCAGCUGCUGCAUUGGCAGCUUGGAAUCUCGGAUUCGAUGCCGUUCAAGGAUGCCUAGUUGCCGAUCCAAGUUUAGAUUGCCAUAUAGUUGAAGUGGAUGUCCAAGGGCCUGGCCAGCCUCCUAAUCAAUUUUCUGUCAAGACCAUCAGAAGGAAUCCAGCUGCAACUGGCUUUGUCACUGGAUCUGCAACAUACGCCUCGUUCUGGAGUAGUGUUCUAUGUGCUCAUGGCAAAGGACCUGGCGUGCACUUAUGCUGAUGAUCUCUGGCUAGUGGAUGAAUUGAAUUCAAGAUAGUAAAAAAUGAAGAAAUGCAGGGCGUAAUUUGUAACUUUUUGAAGAUACUCUUUCCAAUGACGCUCUCUUUAGGUAUUUUAUUAUUAGAUAUAGAUAUUUAUAAGUAUUGCCAAUUCUGAAUGUAAAAUCAAUAGCGAUGCAAAUGUGUGUUUUGAACUCUCAGAAAUUAUUAUUGUGACCUGAUUGCUAAUUUUCUGCACACGAGAAUGCGCUCUACGACCAAUAAAUAGUCUGUGGCCUACUGUAUCCAUUUUCGGGAAUUAAUCAUAAAAUAGGUAAAUAUUAUUUAAAACUGGCCAGCAAAAGUUUAAAUAAUAAAAAUUGCCACUUAUCAUUUAUUUACUAAAAUUGGCCACUGACAUUAUAAAUUUUCACAUGGUUUGUUAACUACCUCUGCUUGGAAAAAUUUACCUUUUUUUGUCAUCGUUGAAAGGACAUAGACUGUCUUACGUCCGAAGCACUAAUUUUAUCUGAAAACCUUGAUUGACGGAACAUGCCGUGGCACGAAAUGUAUUUUACCGGUAGGUAUUGUUAUUUUCUCUUUAAAUUAAUGUUUUCAUAAAUGCAUUGUACAAAUCUUUGCAAAAGAUAAAAUGGGUAUGAUGGA